UGGCUCCGAGUCACUUGUAAACCAGUUAGAGCAGAGGGUGGAGAAACGUCUGGCAGCAUCUGAGGAGAAAGAGAAAGUAGAGGCGGACAUCUUCUCCUGCAGGAAGGGAGCCAUUACACGUUUGAUGGGUGAUUGGAGAAAGGACAGGGGAGUAGGCUAAAGGAACCAGAUGGAACAGUAGAGGGUCUGAUAUCAAGCUGCUGUGUCUCAAUUGGUUCCAGCACUGGACAGCCACAAUGAAAGGAGAAUGGAGUGUCCCCUCUGUGGUAAUUGGUUUUCUGAAGCAGUAAUUCAGCACCAUGCUUGGAAUUGUGAUGGAUCAAGACUUGAGGAAGGGUUGUUGACUCAGCAUGGAGCAGCUUCAGUUGCGGGUGAGAAUUAUCAGCUUGCAACUUGCACCAGUCACUUUCACCAACAUUUGGAUGGAGUGGGUUCAGUUGUUUUUUCCAAUAUCACUGCAGUUCCACACUGCAGCACAGAAUAUUCUCAGGAGACGACAGCAGUAAAGACACAAGAGUGUCCAGUUUGUGGUCAGUCUUUCCCCACUAAUGAGAUAAUAGAACAUGCAGCAUUCUGCAAUGGCCCUGGCUUCAGCAAGGUCCUGGAGCAAGAGAUUCCCAGCUACAGCAAGGUCCUAGAACGAGAAGGUGCCAUCGACACCAUGGAACUGUUUUGGAGAUAUGUCAAUGAAAAGGAGCAUGCAGUUCCCAGAGCAGUAGUUGGAGCUGAGGGAGCCAAGAGGGUUCUCAGCAGCAAAGAGGUGGAGGAAGACAAUGUGCUAGAUUUGGAAAAAAUACUACAAUAUUUGAAAAAGAUGGAAGACAAUAUAUCACAGGAUCCAGAAUUCAAAGAGGUGUUUGGGCCCCUCCUGAAGAGCCCCAACCCACUUUCCCUUCUACAGUCCUUAUCAAACACCAUCUUCAAUCAAAAAGUUGCUAAGGGAGCUGGGAAAGCUGCUCCUGUCUUUCUUCUCUUCCAGCUGGCAAAAUUAUGUCUGCCUGCAAUUUUGAAGUCAGAAGCCUUUGCUGUUUUUAAGAAAUGGGUUGAAGCAUUUAUUCUGGAGAUUGUUGUUCCUUGGAUCUCCCAAAUGGGUGGCUGGGGACCGGUACUGUGUGCUCUAGCCAGUCUUCUGGCGAGUGGACUAAUCGUGGGUCUCAAGGUGCUGCUGAUGUCGCCAACUAAAUAAAUAAAUUAGGGCAAAUGAUGACCGCUGUCCAUAUUCAAUACAUCAGAAAUGUGAAAAUUUGAUUUGGAGGGAAACCGGUUGUAAGUUGAAUAUAAACGUCAAGAUCCUGGCACAUAUGACUUCGGUGGAAAAUUGAGCUUUUGUUUAAAAAUAGAAAAUGUUCAAGUCAGGUGAUCUACACUGAUAUGUGAUACCUUUCUAAACUAAAAACCUUUUGCCUCUCCUUGGUCUGUAUCCCUCUUUUCCCUCUCUAUUCAUUUAUCUGUCAAGAUGCCUCUUAAACAUUGCUAUUGUAUCUGCCUCCACCACCUCCUCUGGCAGUGCAUUUCACGCACUGACCAUUCUCUGUUUUUAAACAAAAACUUGCCUCUCACAACCCAUUUUAACCUUAAACCUAUGUCCCCCAGUAAUUGACAUUUCUACUCUGGGAAACAGAUUCUGACUAUCUAAGCCUCUCGUCAUUUUGUAACUUCUAUAAGGUUGCCCUCAACCCUUGGCGUUCAAGUGAAAACAAAGCAAGUUUCUUCAUAGCUAAUAACCUCCAAACUAGGCAACGUCCUGAUAAAUCGAUUCUGUACUCUGUCCAAAGUCUCUCAGUCUUCUUAUGGUGUGGCAACCAGAACUGUACACAAAUGUGGCCUAACUAAAGAUCAAUACAGCUGCAACAUCACUUGCAAAUUUUUAUACCCUCUGUCCCAUGUCAUAUUAAUUUCAGGGAACUGUGGACCUGUAUACCUAGAUGCCUCUGUAUGUUGGUGCUACUAAGUGUUCUGAGCUGAAAAUGUGUUGCUGGUUAAAGCACAGCAGGUUAGGCAGCAUCCUAGGAACAGGAAAUUCGAUGUUUCGGGCCAGAGCCCUUCAUCAGGAAUGUUUGCUAUAUACUCACCGAUACCGCUUCCGCGACCCCCCCCCCCCCCCCCCCC
Hemiscyllium ocellatum (epaulette shark) is the source of this 2109-nucleotide messenger RNA. RefSeq lists its product as uncharacterized. The coding region runs from base 248 to 1186 and encodes 312 amino acids. The record is from RefSeq and is a predicted model, not a curated record. The transcript has 10 exons. NCBI's taxonomy places the organism in Eukaryota, Metazoa, Chordata, Chondrichthyes, Orectolobiformes, Hemiscylliidae. Gene Ontology annotation, biological process: regulation of apoptotic process.